AUGUUCGACUUGGAGGAAGAAAGGCAGACGAGGCGAGGCGCACAUAUGCAGCCUAAGGUAGAGACUGUGCGGGACAGGAGAGGGUGCAUUGGAGUUAAUUUCUCCCCACUUCAAUAUCGUCUAAGAUUAAUUGUCCGAUCAGUCACCCAUGCCAUCAUGCUCUUUGCCGACGCAUAUUGCGCUAGGAUCUGGAUAACGGUUGGUCGUCAGGACCUUUCUGACCAGGUAGAAGUACUGCAAAAAGCACAAAUUGGCCAGGAGAUUGCUGUAUACGUGGUCAAGAUCAUAGUACCAAUACUACUAAACAAUGCAACAUUUGGUGAAGUUAUGCACAGCGCAGCCAUCGACGAAACGACCGAAUCUAGCGAGAUUGGGAGAGUCUCAGAUGAUCCUCAUGUGUGCGGUCCGCUUCAAGGCAAGGGAUUCGACAAGUCGUCGACAUACCAUGCCCAUAUACACCUGUGGUUGGCUUGUUGCAAAUGUGUUGUGGACCGCUUGAACUUACCCUCUACCCGAGCACUCCCCUCCCUAGUUCAAGCCUGCCAUUAA
This is a messenger RNA of Lindgomyces ingoldianus, 549 nucleotides long. RefSeq lists its product as uncharacterized. The coding region runs from base 1 to 549 and encodes 182 amino acids. The record is from RefSeq and is a predicted model, not a curated record. Lineage: Eukaryota; Fungi; Ascomycota; Dothideomycetes; Pleosporales; Lindgomycetaceae. The transcript has 4 exons.